AUGAAGUCACCAAGACAGCAGGGAAACUACAGGCCCAUUGCUUGCCUAAACAUUAUGUACAAACUGUACACAAUUUGCCUCAACCAGUUCUUCCAAGACCACUGUGAGUUGAACAACAUUGUGACUGAUGAAGAAGCUGGUGGAAAGAAGAGAGUGUGGGGAUGUACCGAGCAAAUUUCAAUAAGCAACGUUGUACUGUCUGAAGAAGGAAAACAACACAGAAACUUUGUGACAGUAUGGCUUGACUAUAAGAAGGUAUUCGAUUCUAUUCUUCAUUCAUGGUUAUUGAAGUGCCUACAUCUGGCAAAGGUACCUACUACCUUAAUUGCUACUAUAGAGAAACUCACUAAGACAUGGACAACUAUUUUUACCCUCACAACUGAGAACAGAAUGAUUUUCUAA
This is a messenger RNA of Octopus bimaculoides (California two-spot octopus), 402 nucleotides long. RefSeq lists its product as uncharacterized. The record is from RefSeq and is a predicted model, not a curated record. NCBI's taxonomy places the organism in Eukaryota, Metazoa, Mollusca, Cephalopoda, Octopoda, Octopodidae.